CCUUCUUCUCUUCUCAUCUCCGAUUACCCACUAAAAACGAAGGUCUCGUGAUUUGAUUAAUAUAACCCCUUCUCUUUCGCCUCCUCCCAUGGCGGAGCUCAAAGAGCGGCUCCUUCCACCGAGGCCCUCCGCCUCAUCGGCCUCGACCUCCGCCCUCCUCCCCCCGGCCUCUAAACACCGCGAUUCCUCGGCCUCCGCUGCGGGUGGCGGCGCAGGCCGUCGCCCCCUCUUCCAGGGCAUGGACUUCCUGGGGCUCAAGAAGCGCGGCCAGGGCCUACGCUCCUGGAUCCGCGUCGACGCCGCCACGGGAAAUUCCCAGAUGAUCGAGGUGGACAAGUUCACCAUGAUGCGGCGCUGCGACCUCCCUGCCCGCGACCUCCGCCUCCUCGACCCGCUCUUCGUCUACCCCUCCACCAUCCUCGGCCGCGAGAAGGCCAUCGUCGUCAACCUCGAGCAGAUCAGAUGCAUCAUCACUGCCGACGAGGUCUUCCUCCUUAACUCGCUGGAUAGUUACGUCCUCCAGUAUGCCGUCGAGCUCCAGCGCCGCCUAGCCGCCCACUCAGGAGACGUCUUCACCGGCGGGAGCACCUCUCCGGACUACCUCCCCUUCGAGUUCCGGUCGCUCGAGGUCGCCCUCGAGGCAGCUUGCACCUUCCUCGAUGCCCAGGCAGCAGAACUAGAAAUGGAGGCAUACCCCUUGUUAGAUGAACUAACAUCAAAGAUUAGCACUUUGAAUUUGGAACGUGUCCGUCGCUUAAAAAGCAGACUUGUUGCAUUGACUAGGAGAGUUCAGAAGGUUAGGGAUGAGAUAGAGCAGUUAAUGGAUGAUGAUGGUGAUAUGGCUGAAAUGUAUCUCACUGAGAAGAAGAGACGAAUGGAAGCAUCAUUCUAUGGAGAUCAGUCUGUACUAGGAUACAGUUCUGCUGGGGCUGGAGUAUCAGUUUCUGCUCCAGUUUCUCCUGCUUCUUCACCACCUGAAUCACGGAAGCUUGAGAAGACCUUGAGCUUGUCCAGGAGCAGGCAUGAGAGUAUGAAAAGUUCGGACAGCACGACUGAACAUGUUGAGGAAUUGGAGAUGUUAUUGGAAGCUUAUUUUGUAGUCAUUGAUAGUACACUCAACAAGCUGACUUCGUUGAAGGAAUACAUUGAUGACACAGAGGAUUUCAUCAACAUCCAGCUGGACAACGUUCGGAAUCAGCUGAUCCAAUUUGAGCUAGUAUUGACAACUGCAACAUUUGUGGUUGCGAUUUUUGGUGUGGUUGCUGGAAUUUUUGGGAUGAACUUUGCUAUACCAUUAUUCGACAAACCAGGCGCAUUUGAGUGGGUACUCAUAAUCACUGGAGUGAGUGGUGUAAUUAUUUUCUGCUCAUUUCUAUGGUUUUUCAGGUAUAGAAGACUAAUGCCGCUAUAGAUUCUUGUGGACAGUGAGGGGAGAGCAUUCUCUCAUUUAAUUUGCUGUGCACAAGGACACUGAAAGGAUUAGGAGGUCCCUAUUUGUUUGUAUAUGUGUCGAUUCUUUCUAGUUUGCAGCCUAAUAUGUAAAUGGUGUGGAAAUUGAAUGUUGCUAUGGUAAAUAAGGUGAGAGUAAUUAAAUUUGAUAGUA
Molecule: messenger RNA, 1603 nt
Organism: Elaeis guineensis (African oil palm)
Lineage: Eukaryota; Viridiplantae; Streptophyta; Magnoliopsida; Arecales; Arecaceae
Product: magnesium transporter MRS2-1
Biological process (GO): magnesium ion transport; transmembrane transport
Cellular component (GO): membrane
Molecular function (GO): magnesium ion transmembrane transporter activity
Source: RefSeq, a predicted model, not a curated record